UGCACCUAAAGAACUCGGGGAAGUUUGUAAGACUGUUGCCUUAAUUAGCAGGCAUGUGAAAGAGUCUCGUUUCCCUGCCUGCCCGUACCAGAAGCUAAUGGUUGGAUGUCAUUAUGUAACUCUGGAAAGCCAGGAGCAAACGGGACUUGAGAUGUGGUGCUUCUAGAGACCAAUGUGAUCCCUCUCCACAGGGGAGGAGCGAGGAGGAAGACUUGCCAGACAAGAUCCAAAACCAGUGUGACCUUCACAUUUCUAAUAAGGCGAUUCUGAAACUCCAAGUAGAGGAUUCCUAGCCUGAACUCUUGAGCUACUCAGUACAGGCGUUUGAAGAUGCAGCAAGCCUGGUAGUGGGGACAGAAAGAAUCUCCUUAAAGAAGUUGUGCGGUGUGAAAUAUUGGCCAUGUCUAUUACGGAUCAUAGCCCCACCACUGGAGUGGUGACUGUUAUUGUUAUUUUGAUUGCUAUUGCAGCUCUUGGUGCCUUGAUACUGGGCUGCUGGUGUUACCUGCGUCUGCAGAGGAUCAGCCAGUCUGAAGAUGAGGAAAGCAUUGUGGGAGAAGGAGAAACCAAAGAGCCCUUCCUUCUGGUGCAGUACUCUGCUAAAGGACCUUGUGUAGAGAGGAAAGCUAAGCUAACUCCAAAUGGCACAGAAGUACAUAGCUAACUUGGAGCAACACAUGUAUAUGAACUACACUUAUGAUGUGUGUAACUGGCAGAAGAAUCUCUCCUUGUGAAGAACCUGGUCACAUGCAUGCUACUCAUCACAAAAUACCCUGAUGAGGAUUAUAUAAGCUUUGUUAGCAACUGCAUGCACUGAGAAGUUGCACUUUGCAUCAACUGUGUAUCCCAAUUUCUCCACGACAGGAGCUGACUAACCUGGCUAAUGUCCAUUGCUGGCAAUGGACACAGGGAUAUAUUGGUGUGAAGAGACUACUAAUGUUUUUGUUACUUGAAUGUUUAGCUGAGCCUAUUUUGACAGAGCUACUACUGUAAUGUGAACUACUUUACAACUGUGAACUGUAAGUAAGCUGCCAGAAGCUUUUUGCUUUGUGUUCCACAGCAUAUGGAAAUACAUGAUGCAACUGUACAUAACACGAGGACUGCUGAAUCACGACUGUAGCUGGGAUUCUAGACCUUCAAAACCAAAUCUGCAGUUACAGCUUGCUUCUGCUAUUAAUUUGAGUGUACAGCCAUAAAGUCAGAACUCCUCUUAACAGUUUAGUGAACUGAUGCAGAGUACCUUCUUUGAGAAUAGGUACAAUCCUUCAGUAGCAUGUUGAGGGGGGAAACACAGGAGCUGAGAAAGUGACUUUGUUUAGUUGCAGCUAGGUAGGUUAAGCUUUUGGCUGCUAGAACUGAGUCUUCUAACCAUGUAUCUACUGCAAGGAAACUGCCAUUUUGAUGCAUACUAGCCUAGGAACUAAUGAUGGAUACUGAACCCUUGGGGCCGGUCCAGAAGGUUUCCAGGAGUUUGAAAGGGCAGUAGAGCGGGCUUUUCUGUAGGUCUGCAUGCUGAAACUGCAGAAGUGGUUACUUAAGUGCAACUAGUAUGAAAUUUUCCUAGAACUCCUGUUUGCUUACUUAGCAGUUACAGUAUAUGUUAACAGCCUGUUGUAAAAAGGCAUUUUAGUCUACAGUUAACUAUAAUCCAGUUAACGUAUCUUGUAGAUAUAGUAGUACAGUUGAAUCAAUAGAGUUAAGUUUCAAGCUUUCCUAUAAAAACAGAUGUUGGUAUGGGCAAGGGAGAUUGGCUGUUCAGUUUGUGUAAGUUCUUAGUUAGCAAUGGCAAAGUCUUUACAAACAAGAACACCCCUUCCAGAUCCUGCUUUGUGCUAUAGUUAAGCUAUGGGAACUUUAACAAGAUGUCUUAAAGAGAUUGUCCUGGACCUCAGAGGUUUAGCAGGAGGAGAAAGAACAACACUGAGCCACCACUGGCUAAAACUCUUAGGGUAGGCACACUUGCUUUGAGGCCACUGACCUGUUUUCUGUGACUUUAUACAUAGCUUCCUUUGCCUACUGAAACUUUUAAACACUUAAUUGCCUAGUAAAGAAAAAUCCUGUAAAUCUAUUCCCUGAGAUAAGUUACAAAUCAUGAAGUUCAAGUUCUUCAGCUAUAUAGACAUCGUUAGACUGGCUUCUUGUACCUGUACAUACGGAGUAAGUAACACAAGCCUGCAAGCUUGCUUGGGAACUCUUAACUGUAUGCAAGACACUAGCAGCCUAGCUAAAAAGUCUUGUCCCUUUCUUCUGCAGUAAGGUGUUGACUUAAAAAGGCAAAUGUAGCAGUAAAAAUUAACUGAAGGGUAUAAUUUGAAGUAAAGUUAAUGCUGUCAAGUAAAAGAAAGCUCCUGCUGUUGCCUUUUGAGUAUGAGAUGGGGUACAGCUUUUUACCCUGCCAUAUGCUCUUCUGGAAGAUAGUAGUCUCGUGAGACUUGCAUGUAUAGCCAGACUCAAAUGCUUAAACUGUCAUAUUCUAGACCUCUUACAAAUCAAGAAGAAAAGGAUUAAUUCAGUAAGACUCCUUAGUUUUCAGUAGAGAACAGUUUACACAUGGCUGUUGCAGGUUUCAAGACAAUCAAGUAACUGGUAUACAAAAGUGAUACAAAGUGCUGAAGUUCUAGAACAGAAUAGUUGUAGCAAGAUUACUUUUGUCCAUUCAAGUUCACUGAUUGUACAGAUUAAAUAUCUCUAUUUUAAUUCAGCAAAGGAAAUGCAGUGUAAAGGGCAAACUUCAGAAAUC
Molecule: messenger RNA, 2740 nt
Organism: Melopsittacus undulatus (budgerigar)
Lineage: Eukaryota; Metazoa; Chordata; Aves; Psittaciformes; Psittaculidae
Gene: SNN
Product: stannin
Exons: 2
Coding region: 401-664 (87 amino acids)
Cellular component (GO): mitochondrial outer membrane
Source: RefSeq, a predicted model, not a curated record